ACAUGAGGAGGUCAAACCUGCCUUCACAGUUAAACCUGAUAGAUCAAUAAAUAGGUGACAUUCUAUUUAAAUCUUGCAAAAGUGCAAAUUUUGUGACGAUUGAACCAUAAAACACGUAGCAAAAUGCCGGUGGGUGUUUUUCACAGUUUUAACAAUCCAUUAUUUGGAAAAUUUGCCUUCUAUACCGGUAUCGUCAUCGGAAAAACUUUAUUGAUGAGUGCACUCACAUCCCGGUCAAGACUGACCAACAAGAUAUUUAUUAAUCCCGAGGAUGCUGCAAAGUUUGGUGGUAAAGGUACUACAGUAAUUAACGCAGACCAGAGAGUUGAGAGAAUUCGCAGAUGCCAUCAGAAUGACAUCGAGAACGUUCUGCCCUUCGUGUUGAUAGGUUUGUUGUAUCUUGUCACUGACCCCGAUCCAUGGUUGGCCACUCAGCUGUUCCGGACCUUUGCCCUGUCCCGCUGCCUUCACACAGUGUGCUAUUUGGUGCCACUUCCUCAGCCCUCACGUGCUAUGAUGUGUUCGAUAGGCUGGUGUGUGACUGCUUUCAUGACUGUUGCUGUCAUCCGUGCUGGAGGAAUUUAGAAUUUGAAGAGAACUUCAUUCAUAACAUUUAAAGACAAUUAACCCUGCAUUGAUGUAAUGACUAUAAGGAAACAUGGAAGUGGUUUGUGAUAAUGGAUACUAAAUUGUAUUCCUGAUGAUUUAUUAAAGGCUACACGGUUCAAA
Ostrea edulis (European flat oyster) is the source of this 729-nucleotide messenger RNA. Its product is annotated as microsomal glutathione S-transferase 1-like. Gene Ontology annotation, cellular component: membrane. The coding region runs from base 124 to 585 and encodes 153 amino acids. The transcript is spliced from 3 exons. The record is from RefSeq and is a predicted model, not a curated record. NCBI's taxonomy places the organism in Eukaryota, Metazoa, Mollusca, Bivalvia, Ostreida, Ostreidae.